AUGUCCGACCCCACUCCCACCCCCGUUCCCGCCGUCGCUGAGACCGUUGAGACCCCGGCAGCUGUCUCCAUCGAGGCUCCGGUCGAGGCCGCCACCGUCGCCGCCGAAACCGCCCCGGAACAACCCGCCGCCGAGCCAGAGCUUCCCACGGCCGACGUGUCCGAGCCCAUCAAGAAGGCUGCCGAGGUCGAGGAGGCCCCUGCGUCCGAGCUCGUUGACGCUUCCCCUGCCGUCCCUGUUGUGCAGGAGGAGAGUGUGACUGAGGCUCAGGCUCAGGCUCCUGCAGACGUCGUGGAGGCCAAGGCUGUCGCGGCGAUCGAGCCCGCCGCCGAGCCUUCCGUCGAGCCCACCGCCGAGCCCGUCGUGGAGGACGCUACCGAGCUCACGGCUGAGCCCACCGUCGAGCCUACCGUUGCGCCUGCUGCCGAGUCCACCAUCGAGCCCACCGUCGAGCCCACUGCGGAGGCUACUGCUGAGCCCGCCGCUGAGCGCGCCGUCGAACCACCCGUGGAGGCCACAACUGAGCCCGCUGCUGAGCCUACUACCGAGCCCGCUGUUGAGCCUACGUCCGAGGUCAAGUCCGUUGAACCCACUGUUGAGACCGAGGACCCCAAGGCGCUCCCCGAAACCCCUGCUGCCGUUGCCACCGAGUCGACCACCGGCUGGCCUCCUCUCUCCGAGGACCACGCUCUGCUCCAGUUCCACGCACGCCUCCCCCAGAUCCUCGAGGCCGCUGAGCACGACAAGAUUUGGGGCGUGACUCUUUCUGCUGCUUCCCCUCCUGCCUUCUCGACGCUGCUCAUCCUCCAAAAGUUCCUCCGCUCGGUGGAGAACAACGGCGAUGAGGCGGCUAAGAACCUCGAGGCGACGCUCAAGUGGCGCAAGGAUUUUGGUCUCGACAAGGGCGAGCCCGCUGAGGACUUUGGCCCCAACUUUGAGGGUCUCGGCUAUGUGACCCAUCUGCACUCGGAGCAGGGCCGCACCGAGGUCGUUACCUGGAACGUGUACGGCGCCGUCAAGGACCUUGGUGAAACGUUUGGCGAUCUUCCUGUCUUCCUCCGCUGGCGCGUUGGACUCAUGGAGCGUGCCCUCGCGCACCUCAACCUCGCCACUACCACUGUGCCCAUCCCGGACUUGGGCCAGGGCGAGGACCCCCACCGCCUUGCCCAGGUUCACGUGUACACUGGCGUCUCGUUCCUCCGCAUGGACCCGCGCGUCAAGGCCGCAUCCAAGGCUACCAUCGACCUCAUGAGCAAGAACUACCCCGAGACUCUCUCCCGCAAGCUCUUUGUCGGCGUGCCCCUCCUCAUGUCGUGGGUCAUGACCGCGGUCCGCGUCUUUGUCAGCGCCGAGACUGCCCGCAAGUUUGUCGUCAUCUCGUACCCCACCAACACGGCUGCCGAGCUCGGCGAGAAGGCCGACGUGCCCCCACGCUUUGGCGGUACUGGCCCCGAGCUCGCUGAGCUCGAGCAGCAGGCCAAUGUGGCUCUCUGA
Molecule: messenger RNA, 1494 nt
Organism: Apiotrichum porosum
Lineage: Eukaryota; Fungi; Basidiomycota; Tremellomycetes; Trichosporonales; Trichosporonaceae
Gene: SFH5
Product: Non-classical phosphatidylinositol transfer protein (PITP)
Exons: 2
Coding region: 1-1494 (497 amino acids)
Biological process (GO): regulation of exocytosis; Golgi to plasma membrane protein transport
Cellular component (GO): cytosol; plasma membrane; cortical endoplasmic reticulum
Molecular function (GO): phosphatidylinositol transfer activity
Source: RefSeq, a predicted model, not a curated record